AUGGGCGGGCCAUCCGAGGCGGACCGCGUCAUCCGGCACAAGCAGAAGUGGAGCACCGGCCUACCCCCAAUACGUCCAAACACCACAGGAUGGGUCAAGCUGAUGGUCGCCCGGGAGCAGCAGCUGCGGCGCCUCACAAAAGACGUUCAGCAGAGGUGGGACGGCUUCAUGGAUCUGAUGCAGAGCUCCCGAAUCGUGCCAAACUUUACUCGCUCGGGGUUCGAGAAGCGGCGCACCCUGCCCAUGGUGCACGAAAAGCUCAGCUCCCGCCUUCUCGGCGGACUCGCCGCCGCGGCCGAUGAGCAGCUCGGGAUAAGCGGCCUGCUCAUCACACCGCAGACCAAGUUUGUGCCUCUGACGCCAAACGAGGAGGAGGUGAUCCUCAAGCAGUUGCAGCCGAUGCACGAGGAAUGGGGCGGCGUCCAGCUCGUGCCGGUCAAGGCGUACGGCCUCCGUGUGCAGGAUCACGUCAUCUCCUCCAUCGUGCACGUGGGCCACGACGCGGAGGAGCCGUGGCCAAUUGUGAUCGAGGGCCUGGACGGCACCACGUACGAGGUGAAUCUCGAGGAGGGGGAGAUGCUGUUCUACGAGUCGGCCAAGUGCAUGCACGGGCGGCCUCACCCCUUCCGCGGCCGCUGGUACUCGUCGCUCUUCGUCCACUACAGGCCGGUGGACUGGUCCAUCGACACGGCGACCAUAGUGGACGCGGUGCCGCCCGGCUGGAUGCCCACGGACGAGGACAUGCGGCUGGACGGGGCGGCGCUGCCCGAGCUACAGCUCUCCACCACCGGCUUCCUCAACCCCGACUGCGCGGACCGCUGGUGCCCUCUCGCAGACUCGGUCCGCCUCUGGGGCGGCGAGGCCAAUGCCAGGGCCUCCCAGCCCGGCCUGCUGGCAGGCGCGGGCAUCGGCAGCAGCGCGCAGCUGCAGUGCGCCGCCGGUGCUGCGCUCGCGUUUGUGGCCCUGUGGCGAUUUGGCCGUUGGCGGCGGGGUCCCCGAGAGUCGGCCGACUUCAAGAGUGUAUGA
Messenger RNA from Emiliania huxleyi CCMP1516, 1026 nucleotides. RefSeq lists its product as hypothetical. The coding region runs from base 1 to 1026 and encodes 341 amino acids. The transcript has 3 exons. NCBI's taxonomy places the organism in Eukaryota, Haptophyta, Isochrysidales, Noelaerhabdaceae. The record is from RefSeq and is a predicted model, not a curated record.